Molecule: messenger RNA, 1003 nt
Organism: Cariama cristata (Red-legged seriema)
Lineage: Eukaryota; Metazoa; Chordata; Aves; Cariamiformes; Cariamidae
Gene: CCM2
Product: cerebral cavernous malformation 2
Exons: 9
Biological process (GO): heart development; vasculogenesis
Source: RefSeq, a predicted model, not a curated record
AUGGAGAACGAGCCUGGAAUAGUGUCUCCUUUCAAACGAGUCUUCCUGAAGGGUGAAAAAGGUCGGGAUAAAAAAGCCCAGGAGAAGGUUACGGAGCGACGGCCUCUGCAUACGGUGGUGGUGUCCCUGCCUGACCGCGUCGAACCAGACGUGCUGCUGAAUGACUACAUCGAGAAAGAAGUGAAGUAUUUAGGUCAACUCACAUCCAUCCCAGGGUACCUGAAUCCCUCCAGCCGCACGGAAAUCCUGCAUUUGAUCGAUAAUGCAAAGGCCUACAACAUCAAGCUGGUGUGGCGGGAUGGAGAAGAUCUCAUCCUCAGGGUCCCCAUCCAUGACAUCGCCUCCGUUUCCUACAUCCGAGAUGACUCCUCUCACUUGGUCGUGCUGAAAACAGCUCAGGAUCCCGGGAUCUCCCCAAGCCAGAGUCUCUGUGCCGAGAGCUCCAAAGCCCUUACUUCGGGCUCGCUGUCCGAGAGCGGGGUGGUUCCCGUUGAAGCUUGUUGCUUGGUGGUGCUGGCUACGGAGAACAAAGUGACCGCCGAGGAACUGUGCUCACUUCUCAGCCAAGUCUUCCAGAUUGUUUACACUGAAUCCACGAUAGACUUCUUGGACAGAGCAAUAUUUGAUGGGGCGUCCACGCCGACACGGCACAUGUCCUUACACAGCGACGACUCUUCUACAAAAGUGGACGUUAAGGAAUCUUACGAAACGGAAGCAAGCACUUUUUCCUUUCCAGAAACCUUGGAUGCGGGCGACAACUCCCCCUCUUCUUUCUCCACACAACAGUCUCCACACAUUAAGACAGUCAGUGAGAGCGAGCUGAGCACGACAGCGACAGAGCUGCUCCAGGACUAUAUGAUGACGCUCCGAACGAAACUCUCUUCCCAAGAGAUCCAGCAGUUCGCAAUGCUCCUGCACGAGUAUCGCAACGGGGCUUCAAUCCAUGAAUUCUGCAUCAACUUGAAGCAGCUCUAUGGGGACAGCAGAAAGUUCCUGCUCUUAG